This is a messenger RNA of Ruditapes philippinarum (Manila clam), 4844 nucleotides long. RefSeq names its product ATP-dependent RNA helicase dhx29-like. NCBI's taxonomy places the organism in Eukaryota, Metazoa, Mollusca, Bivalvia, Venerida, Veneridae. Gene Ontology annotation, cellular component: intracellular anatomical structure. Bases 125 to 4024 code for a protein of 1299 amino acids. The transcript is spliced from 28 exons. The record is from RefSeq and is a predicted model, not a curated record. Gene Ontology annotation, molecular function: RNA binding.
UUGUCAAUUUAUGAUGUUUUUUUCUGCAAAUUAAUUGUUUGCUGCGCUUACUUAACUAAUUUGACCCAACAAUACCUUUGAUUAAUUUAAACGCAUAAAUUAUGUUGGAAAAUAAGUAAACAAAAUGGGUAAGAAAAAGCAACAGAAAGAGGUAAAAGCUGCUAAGCAGACAGAAGAUAAAGGCAAAAAGACCUAUUCUCUACAGUCUGUAAAAACAGAAAAUGGAGCAUCAAUUUCUUCAGAACUACCUAAGAUUACUAUACCAACUACAUUAGAGAAGGAUUUAUUGGAGUUGAUACAGUCAUCAAAUCAAGAACGAAAACUGGAUAAAGAAGUUUCCAAGAGAUUGACACAGAAAAAAUUAAUGGAUAUCUACACUAGUUUAAGUGGUGCAGGGUUUACACAUAAACAGAUUGAGCAAGCAAUGGAGAACACAAUACUACAUGGCGGAGAUCUUAUAGAUGCUCUAGAUUGGCUGUGUCUUAACCUACAAAAUGAUAAGCUUCCAGCCAACUUUUCCCAAACCCUGCAAAUUGAAGAAGAAAAGAAACGACCUAAGUUUGAUGUGGAUCUGCAGGUCAACCUCCCAGUGGCACAGGCAGCAUUACAACCAGUAAAACCAAAGGAGCCUAAACCGGAGAAGCCAAAGAAAGAGAAAGUAUCUCAGAAAGACUGGAUACUAAAGUAUGCUGAUGAUGCAUCAGAAGAUGAGGACGAAGAAGGUGAUUUAAGUGGAGAAGAAGCAGAAAAAGAUCCUAAUGAGAGAUAUGUAGAGUUGACUGGUUUGCUGCUUGAUGCAAAAGAAGAAGCCUCAGAAGUAAAGAAAGCUGGGAACAAGUCCAAAGUAAAGGAAUUGUCCAAACAAAUAAGGGAGAUAAUUGUAGAAAUGGAUUCUUUAGAAACACACCCAGAUUUCGAUCCUGUACUGAAAUUGAGGGAUACUGAAGAAAGUAAAGGUGAUAGUGCAGCUGUAGGCCAAUCAGAUGCUGCUGAGAAGUCACAUGAUAAGCCAGAUAUCCAAUCAGAAGGUGCCAAACAAGACAAAGAAGGUGACCAAUCAGAAGAAGGAGAAGAUAUGGGAUUGUCAUUAUUUGAUAAUGCUGCAAAGGAACCAGCACCUAAAGAGACCAUUGUCAAAAUGGCUUUUGAGAUACGUAACUUCGAGUACACACGUCAACAGUGGACAGGGAAAUCGCCAAAACAAUUCUUGAAUGACUGGUGCCGUAAACAUCUUCAGAAAAGUCCUCCGCCAAAGUUUGUGAAGAUAAAUCCACGAGGGAAUGCUUUUAAAUGCAGGGUGGUAGUUGACAGACAGAAAGAUGGUGUACUUGAUUUAUGUCCUGAUAUUUUAUGUGGUAAUGUAAAGGAGGCGGAGCAUUUAGCUGCUACACUAGCUCUCUAUCAUUUAUGUAAAGGACAAUCUGUGUACCAGUUACUACCUCCCCCAUACAGGGAUGUCUGGCUAGAAUGGUCAGAUGCCGAGAAAAGGGCAGCUGAAGAUGAAAAAUCUAAAGAAAAUAAGCCAAGAGACCAGUAUCUGGCAAAGUUGAUGUCUAAGAUUCAGAUAUCUGGAUCUAAAGGUCAAAGUUCAGAUACAACUAGAGUGAGCGAUGAAGGUGUCUUAGACUCCUGGGAGGAUAUUGAAGAGCACGAGGGUCUGGAAGUUCUACAGAAACAUACAUGUUGUAUUGGUUGCCGGGGAGACAGGAAUAGUGGCAAAGAAGUAAAACAGAUUCCACAUUUUAUCCUUGAGGUAAAAAUAUGUACAGUCAUAAAGAGGUUGUUGAUAAUAUACAAUGUAUCAUAUUUUAUUACAGGUAGUCCUGAAUCGUUGUGUGGUUACCAGAUCAGGUUCGAAUCCAAGCUUGGUCCAAACACUUGCCUUACAUACUGCACGACUGGCGUAUUACUCAGGAAACUACAACUAGAUUCUAAACUACAGCAUGUUACACAUAUCAUUGUUGAUGAGGUACAUGAGCGUAGUGUACAGUCUGACUUCCUGCUGAUAAUUCUACAACAAUUGCUCAAACAGAGGUCGGAUCUGAAGGUGAUAUUGAUGAGUGCUACAUUAGAUGCUGAUAAGUUUUCCGCCUACUUUAGUCACUGUCCAGUCAUUAACAUUCCUGGUCGCACAUUUCCUGUAGAGGUAUUUCAUGUAGAAGAUGUUGUAGAGAUGACCGGACAUGUGAUAGACGAGGAUUCUCCGUAUUCUCUCAAACAAUCACAACUUGUACAGGAAGAGAGUGCAACUGUAAAUAUAACAGAAAAGGGGGGUAAUCAGAGCCAAGGUGAUGUAUUCUGGACAAAAGAUGAUUUAUCUACCAUAGAUCAGACAAACUUGUCAGCUGAUAAAUACUGUUUAAAGACAAGGAAUACAAUCACCAGGAUGAAUAUGAAGAGAAUUAACCUGGAUCUUAUUGUGGACUCAUUAAUAUAUCUAGAGAAGAGUGAACAGUUUCACCAUGUACAUGGCGCUGUGCUGAUAUUUCUACCCGGUUUGGCUGAUAUCACAGAACUGUACGAGAUGUUGAAUAGUGAUCGCAAAUUUACAGACCAUAAAAAGUAUCGUGUCAUAGCCUUACAUUCUGUGUUAUCAUCAUCGGAGCAGGCGCAGGCCUUCUCUGUCCCGCCAACUGGUGUUCGUAAGAUUGUUCUCGCUACAAAUAUUGCCGAGACUGGUAUCACCAUACCAGAUGUCGUGUUUGUCAUAGAUGCCGGAAAGGUCAAAGAGAAUAGGUAUAUAGAGACAAGCCAGAUGAACGCAUUGGAGGAAGUUUUUAUCAGUAAAGCUAAUGCCAAACAAAGACAAGGAAGAGCUGGACGUGUAAGGGAUGGUUUCUGUUUCAGAUUGUUCACCAAACAAAUGUAUGACAACAUGAAACCAUUCACCAUCCCAGAACUUCUAAGAGUACCUUUGGAAGAACUUUGUUUGCAUAUAAUGAAAUGUAACUAUGGUAAACCAGAAGUGUUCCUAUCUCAAGCUCUGGAUCCGCCACAGCCCCAGGUUGUCAGUAGAGCCAUGUCUCUAUUAUAUAUGAUUGGGGCAUGUGUUGAAGGGGAAAAGUUAACUCCCUUAGGUCACCACUUGGCGGCACUGCCUGUUCAUGUCCGGAUAGGGAAAAUGUUAUUGUAUGCAGCUGUGUUUGGCUGCCUGGAGCCAGUGGCAGUGAUUGCAGCCUCUAUGACAGAUAAGUCACCAUUUGUUGUCCCCCUUGGUAAAAUGGAUGCUGUAAACGCUGCCAAACAGUCUAUAGCCCUUGCAGCCUCGGACCAUCUGACAGUGUACAAGGCUUAUCAUGGCUGGAGACAUGCUCGCUCACAUAGUAGACAGGCUGAGAUGACUUACUGCCAUAAAAACUUCUUGAAGAGAAACACCAUGCUAGAAAUAGAGAAUGUAAAGUCUGAUCUUAUGAAACUGAUACAUUCAAUUGGAUUUUCCCUGCCACUGAAAGACCCGAGUAUGGACACAGACUAUGGAAUAGAUGGUGUUUUACAUAUCAGUAAACAUAAAACUCAUGAUGACCUUGACCCUAGAACUAUAGCAAAGGUCAAGGCCGUUUUAACAGCUGGACUGUAUCCAAAUAUAGCCAAAGUGACAUAUGAGGCUCCUGUUGAUGCAGCUGUAAACCCCGAUCAAAGGGUUUGUGUAACAGAAACUCAGCAAGGACCUGCAAGUGUUCACCCAUCAUCUGUUAAUAGGAAUUUACAAGCUAAUGGAUGGCUUGUGUUCCAUGAAAAGGUGAAAUCUUCCAGAGUGUAUCUAAGGGACACAACUCUUGUAUCAGCAUAUCCAUUACUCUUGUUUGGUGGGGAAAUCAAUGUUCAGCAUACAGAACAACUGUUAACUGUUGAUGACAGGAUCAAGUACAAAGCCUAUGCCAAGACAGGUGUAAUAUUUAAAGAGCUUAGAAAAUUGCUGGAUGAUCUGUUGGCUAGGAAGCUGGAGGAUCCUUCACUCAGUAUUGAGAGUGAUCAUCUAAUUAGAUUGAUAGAGGAUUUGCUGGCAUCAGAGAGAACCAGGUAGCUUGUUAACAGUCAUAUACACAGUUAUGUCUUAACCUUUUACCCCUGCACAGCUGCUUUUUCCAUCAAUAUAGAGCCAGGCCAGCCUGCAGAUCCUUACAGUCUGACAAUAAUGAUCAAUUUGUUUGUACAAUAAAUGACAUAUAAAAGUGAAACUGGUUUCACAAUUUGUAGUUCUCUUGUUAUGUUUUUAUUUUUUUAACAGUGCCAUCAAUGGAUGAAAUUAUUGGUGCAUUACUGACUCUUUUGUUGUGUAAAGUAUGACAUGUUAAUUAUUAUUAAGUCUAUGGUAUACAAUGAAUACAUGGUGUAGAGUAGAUAUAAGUUGUAUAGUGGAUAUAUGAUUGACAGUGGAUAUAUAAUGUACAAUGAAUACAUGGUGUACAAUGGAUAUAUGGUGUACAAUAGAUAUAUAGUAUAUGGUGUACAAUGGAUAUAUGGUGUACAGUGAAUAUAUGAUGUACAAUGGAUAUAUGGUGUACAAUAGAUAUAUGGUAUACAAUGGAUAUAUGAUGUACAAUGUAUAUGUGGUGUACAAUGUAUAUAUGGUGCACAGUGGAUAUAUGGUGAACAUUGAGUAUAUAUGGUGUACAAUGGAUAUAUGGUAUACAAUGGAUAUAUGGUGUACAAUGGAUAUAUGGUAUACAAUGGAUAUAUGGUGUACAAUGGAUAUAUGAUGUACAAUGGAUAUAUGGUGUGCAUUGAGUAUGUAUGGUAUACAAUGGAUAUAUGGUGUACAAUGUAUAUAUGGUGCACAGUGGAUAUAUGGUGAACAUUGAGUAUAUAUGGUGUACAAUGGAUAUAUGGUGUACAAUGGAUAU